Messenger RNA from Limulus polyphemus (Atlantic horseshoe crab), 2206 nucleotides. It is a transcript of the gene AspRS-m, whose product is annotated as aspartate--tRNA ligase, mitochondrial-like. Gene Ontology annotation, cellular component: mitochondrion; cytoplasm. Gene Ontology annotation, biological process: aspartyl-tRNA aminoacylation. The record is from RefSeq and is a predicted model, not a curated record. The transcript has 17 exons. Bases 204 to 2132 code for a protein of 642 amino acids. Gene Ontology annotation, molecular function: aspartate-tRNA ligase activity; ATP binding; nucleic acid binding. NCBI's taxonomy places the organism in Eukaryota, Metazoa, Arthropoda, Merostomata, Xiphosura, Limulidae.
UGUAAAAGGGAAGUUGAAUAUGUUGGAACUGUCUCUCACUUCAAAUAAAUUCUAGUUCGAAAUUCAUUGAAUAUGUACAAAACUGAUUAUAAGCAAUGUUAUUUACAUUUUACAAGAUAUUUAUUAACAUAAUAGCAAUUUCUGUGAUGCCGUAAAUGAUAAAAUACUACUAGUAUUUCACGUUUUAGGCCUAAGUAUUUUCCAUGAUGGCUGCUUUCAUAUUUAGCUGGGUAUAUUUACGACGUGUUUUGAGUUUUCGAAAUAUUUCUACGUGUAUGCGUUUCUACUCAGGAAAUUUGAUUUCAUCUCGAAAUCAGAUUAAAAUAUUUGGUGUUCGAAAAUACGUAUCAGAUGUAAACAGCUUUACAUGGAGAACACAUACAUGUGGAGAAUUAAGAUCCGAACAUGUUGGUCAACAGGUGACCUUGUGUGGUUGGGUUCAGUUUCACAGGAUGGGAAAAUUUAUUACCCUUAGAGAUGGAUAUGGGGUCACCCAGUUGAUUAUUCCUGAAAAGUCUCCGGUAGGAUAUCUGAUGAAAAAUCUCAGCCUGGAAUCAGUAUUAAAAGUUGAGGGAACAGUGGUACAGAGACCAUUAGAAGAACAAAACAAGAAAAUGGCUACUGGAGAAAUAGAAGUUGAGGUAGUAACUGCUGAUGUUCUAGGAAAGAGUAAACCAAACCUUCCUUUUAACAUACGAGAUUUUCAGAAGGUGAAAGAAUCAUUGAGGCUCAUGUACAGAUACCUAGAUCUCAGGACUUCUAACCUCCAGAAAAAUCUAAGACUUAGAUCCAAUGUUACGAUGAAGAUGAGAGAAUUUUUGUGUAAACACCAUGGUUUUGUGGAUAUUGAAACACCUACAUUGUUCAGGAGAACUCCAGGAGGGGCUCAAGAAUUUGUUGUUCCAACUCACUCACCAGGGAAAUUCUACUCUCUGACACAGAGUCCUCAACAGUUUAAACAACUACUAAUGGUUGGGGCUCUAGACCGAUAUUUUCAAAUUGCUCAUUGUUAUCGUGAUGAAGGGGCUAAAGCUGAUAGACAACCUGAAUUUACACAAGUGGACAUUGAAAUGUCCUUCACAUCAGCAGAUAGGAUUAAAUCCUUAGUUGAGGGACUCCUUCAGUAUUCCUGGCCUAAAGAGGCAAGCAAUCUAUCCACGCCUUUUCCUAAGCUCACAUAUAAAGAAGCCAUGGAAAUGUAUGGGACAGACAAGCCUGAUACUAGGUUUGACAUGAAAAUUAUAGAUGUCACAGAUAUUUUCAAGAAUCAGAAUAUUGAAAUUUUUGACAAAGUGUUAAUGAACAAAGAAAAUUCCAGUAUAAAAGCUAUUGUCAUUCCCAAGGGUGCACUUCACAUUAACAAAUCACUGUUAGAGAAGUUUGAAGAAAUUGGAAAAUGUUUGUAUUCAUUAGAGGGUUUGGUCAACAUUUUUGUGAAGGAAGACCUAAACUGGAAGUCAAUACUCUGUAAGCAUGUUUCUUUAGAACUUCAGCAGAAGCUAAAAAAAAACCUUGAACUCCAACCACACACACUUGUGUUGAUCAGUGCUGGUGAAACUAGAAACGUUUUACAACUUCUUGGUAAACUUCGUGUAGAAUGUGCUGCCUACCUGCAGUCAAAAGGAUUGAAUAUAUGGAAUCCAAAAGAUUUCAACUUUUUAUGGGUUGUGGACUUCCCCCUUUUUUUACCUAGUGAUGAAGGUGGACUUGAGCCAGCUCACCAUCCUUUCACUGCUCCUCAAGAACAAGAUACUCAUCUUGUGUAUUCAAAUCCAGCAGCUGUAAGGAGCCAGCAUUAUGACUUGGUUCUCAAUGGCCAAGAAAUAGCAGGAGGUUCCAUUAGAAUUCAUAGCUCAGAGCUUCAGAAAUAUGUACUGACAGAUAUUCUGAAAGAGGAUCUGACUGAACUUCAGCAUCUAAUUGAAGCACUUGAAAGUGGCUGUCCUCCUCAUGGAGGCAUUGCAAUUGGAUUGGACAGGCUUAUGUGUAUACUCAGUGGAGCCAGUAGUAUCCGUGAUGUAAUAGCAUUUCCCAAGUCCUUGGAUGGGAAGGAUUUGAUGUCAGGAGCUCCAGCUAAAAUAUCUGAUGAGCUAAAAAAGUUCUAUUUUAUACAAACACCACCUAGUAAUUAGUGUUAAUAAUGUUGUAAAGCUGUGACAUUUUCAUUUUUUUAUCCUUUAAUAAAGUAGUAUCUAUUGGAGUGAUA